This is a messenger RNA of Oxyura jamaicensis (ruddy duck), 1288 nucleotides long. It is a transcript of the gene APOA4, whose product is annotated as apolipoprotein A4. The record is from RefSeq and is a predicted model, not a curated record. Gene Ontology annotation, molecular function: phosphatidylcholine-sterol O-acyltransferase activator activity; cholesterol binding; phospholipid binding. Gene Ontology annotation, biological process: phospholipid efflux; cholesterol biosynthetic process; triglyceride homeostasis. The coding region runs from base 112 to 1215 and encodes 367 amino acids. Gene Ontology annotation, cellular component: blood microparticle; high-density lipoprotein particle; chylomicron. The transcript has 3 exons. NCBI's taxonomy places the organism in Eukaryota, Metazoa, Chordata, Aves, Anseriformes, Anatidae.
CGUGGAAGCGGCGAGGCUGCUCGGGGAGCAUAAAUAGCGGGCGGCGCUGCCCGGCACCGCAGGUCCUGCAGGAGGCAGCAGCACAGGGGAGCCUCUCCUGCACCGCUCAGGAUGUCUCCGAAGGCGGCCGCCCUCCUCUUGGCGCUCCUCGCCAUCGCAGGGACACAGGCCGAUGUCAGCGCGGACCAGGUGGCCACCGUGCUCUGGAAGUACUUCAGUGAGCUGGGCAGCAAUGCCAAGGAGACCGUGGACCAGCUGCAGCAAGCCGAGAUCACCAAGCAGAUCAACACCCUGCUGCAGGGCAACCUGAGGAGCAUGAACUCAUACACCGAGGAGCUGCAGCGGCGCCUGGUGCCCUUUGCCACGGAGCUGCAGGCGCGGCUGGCGCAGGACUCGCAGCGGCUGAAGGAGCAGAUCCGCAGGGAGCUGGCCGAGCUGCAGGCCAAGCUGGCGCCCUACGCCGACGAGGUGCACCAGCAGAUCGGCACCAACAUCCGCGAGCUGCAGGCCAAGCUGAGCCCCUACGCCGAGGAGCUGCGCUCCCAGGUGGACCGGGGCACCAGGGAGCUGCGGCGGGCGCUGGAGCCCUACGCCACCGAGCUGCGGGAGCGGCUGCGGGACAACGCGGGCGGCAUCCAGGCCUCCCUCAGCCCCUACGCCGAGCGGCUGCAGCAGCAGAUCGACAGCAGCGUGGAGAGCCUGCGGGGGCAGCUGACGCCGCUGGCCGACGACCUGAAGGGGCAGGUGGCGCAGAGCGUGGAGGGGCUGCGCAAGGGGCUGAGCCCCUACGCCCAGGAGGUGCAGGACGGCCUCAACCGGCAGCUGGAGAGCCUCUCGCUGCAGAUGGAGCGGGCGGCCGAGGAGCUGCGCGCCCGCCUGGCUGCCAACCUGGAGGAGCUGCGCUCCCAGCUCAGCCCCCUGGCGCUGGAGCUGCGGCAGGCCCUGAAGAGCGACGCCGAGGGGCUGCAGGAGCGGCUGGCCCCGCUGGCCCAGCAGCUGGAGGAGCGCGUGGGGCAGACCGUGGAGGCUUUCCAGAGGCAGGCGGCCCCCGUCGGCGAGGCCUUCGGGCAGCAGCUGGUGCAGCGGCUGGAGGAGAUGCGGCAGAAGCUGGAGUCGGGCACCGCGGGCGUGGAGGACCACCUGGACCUGCUGGAGAAGGAGGUGCGGGAGAAGGUGGCCACCUUCCUCAGCACCACAGAGCAGGCGGAGAGCUGAGCCCCCCCUCCGUCCCCCAGUAGCACCCAGGGCUCCUCCGCGGGGCAGAAAUAAAGUGCCACGUUGUGAUGCA